Molecule: messenger RNA, 2568 nt
Organism: Hermetia illucens (black soldier fly)
Lineage: Eukaryota; Metazoa; Arthropoda; Insecta; Diptera; Stratiomyidae
Gene: eIF3b
Product: eukaryotic translation initiation factor 3 subunit B
Exons: 5
Coding region: 116-2188 (690 amino acids)
Biological process (GO): translational initiation
Cellular component (GO): eukaryotic translation initiation factor 3 complex
Molecular function (GO): RNA binding; translation initiation factor binding; translation initiation factor activity
Source: RefSeq, a predicted model, not a curated record
CGAGUGCAGCUGGAUGUGGAAAAGCCAUUGUGAAUCCUUUCCGGUGCGGGGUGCGUUCUGCUAAUGACAUUUGCCGAGUGACUGUGUGAGUUUCGCGAGUAAAAUCCCCUUGAAAAUGGCGAAAAAGAAAAGCGAAGAGUAUGGCGGUGAUUGCGAAGCGGACGGAGAAUAUGGCGAGGAACCCAAUUUUGAAGAUCCCGAGGGUUUUGUGGAUGAUGUAACGGACGAAGAACUCCUUGCGGAUGUGCUUAAGCAGAAACCUUGCGAAACUGAUGGCGUGGAGAAUGUGGUCGUCGUGGACAACAUUCCAAAAGUCGGGCCGGCGCGACAAGAGAAACUCAAAUCUGUCGUAGAGAAGUUGUUUGCUAACUUCGGGAAAAUCGUGAAUGUAUACUACCCUUUGGACGAGGAGGAGACCACCAAGGGAUAUGCUUUUCUGGAAUACAAGAACUCCGCGCAGGCCGAGGAGGCUGUGAAGGCGCUAAACAAUCAUCGCCUGGACAAGUCGCAUACGUUCGCCGUGAAUUUGUUCACGGACUUUCAGAAAUAUGAAAAUAUUCCUGAAAAAUGGGAACCGCCAACUCAACAACCAUACAAAGUGCAAGAGGAUCUAUAUAACUUCCUAACGGAACCCGAUGCCUAUGACCAAUAUUGUGUAGCAGCCGAGACUGGACAAAAUUCAGUGCAAGUGCAGUUCUGGCAAAAUACAAUUCCGGAACCGACUGAUUUGGAAACAAGAGAGCGCUUCACUGAUACUUUCGUGAAAUGGUCACCACUUGGCACAUACAUCGUCACCUUCCACAAACCUGGCGUUGCUAUUUGGGGCGGAACCAGCUACAAUAAAAUCAACAAAUUCCCACAUCCUGGUACUCAAUUUGUAGAUUUUUCGCCGGGCGAAAACUACUUGGUAACUUACGGACCGACACAAACUGGCCAAAAAAUCAUAAUCUGGGAUAUACGUAGUGGACAGGAGAAGCGUAGUUUCGUUUCGGACAACAUGUCCAGUAUGUCCAUGUUCCGCUGGUCACAUGAUGACAAGUACGUAGCUCGAAUGUGUGAGAAUUCGAUUCAAGUUUAUGAAACACCAGGCUUCUAUCUGCUGGACAUGAAAUCGAUUAAGAUUCCGGGAAUACGCAGUUUCAGCUGGUCGCCAACUGAUAAUAUCAUCGCUUAUUGGGUCGCGGAAGAAACCGAUGUUCCCGCGAAGGUGACAUUAAUGGAAAUCCCGAAGAAACGAGAAAUUCGUAACAAAAAUCUUUUCAACGUUGCCGACUGUAAAAUUCACUGGCAAAAGUCUGGCGAUUAUUUGUGCGUGAAAGUCGAUCGAUUCUCGAAAUCGAAAAAAGACAAAAAGGACGCAGACGUGAAAUUCUUGGGAAUGUUCUACAACUUCGAAAUCUUCCACAUGCGCGAGAAAGACAUUCCUGUUGAUUCAGUGGAAUUGAAAGAAUUGAUUUUAGCCUUUGCUUGGGAGCCAGUUGGAACAAAGUUUGGAAUAAUCCAUGGGGACCCAAGUAAUGCUAAUGUUAGCUUCUACGAAGUGAAGAAGGGACAAAAACCUUCUUUGGUGAAGAAACUGGAGAAGAAGCUUUGCACUCAUAUGUUCUGGUCUCCACGUGGGCAGUUUGUUGUGUUGGGGAACUUGACAAUGGGCACCCUUGAAUUCGUGGAUACAAACAACGAUUUCGUUGUGAUGACUACGGCUGAUCAUUUCCGGGCUUCCGAUGUUGAAUGGGAUCCAACAGGACGAUAUGUAGUUACAGGCGUGUCUUCGUGGAAGGUAAAAGAAGAUACAGGGUACAAUAUGUACUCGUUCCAAGGUCGCCUGCUGAGACGGACCAUGCUUAAGAACUUCGUUCAAUUCCUUUGGCGACCAAGACCUCCAUCACUUCUGUCAGAGGCGCAACAAAAGGAAAUUAAGAAGAACUUGAAGAAGUACUAUCCACAGUUUGAGAGCAAGGAUCGUAUGCGCAUGACACGUGCAUCGAAGGAGUUGCUCGAAAAGCGAGCACAACUACGAGCUCAGUUCAUGGAGUACCGCAACAAGAGGAUAGCUGAAUGGACUGAACAGAAGAGCAGGCGUUUGCAGCUAAGAAAUCAUGUUGACACCGAUAACUUAGAUACAGAAGACGUGGACGAAGAAAUUGUUGAAUUUUUGGUUAAAGAAGACGUCACGGUUCUCGAGUAGUCCACUAAAAGCUGUUACGUUUACAUAGUUCGCGCGAUCUUCUUUGGUAUUUUUAGUUGCCACCCCUGCCACCAUUGCAGGCAAUACAAACUCUAUUGGAGGGGAUCGUCUUUGUCAUCAGUCUUACAAACGUGUUCUGUUUUCCAACAAAAACAAUAUUUUGCCAAUAUCAGAGCGAUAUUGUCUAAGUAUUUAUUCAAGCUGUUACUACUAGCGUAAUUAGAAUCUGUCUCGCAUUUAACAACUUCCUGCGAUUUGUCAUAUAUUGUAGAAUUUAUAUUUGUAAACAGAAAUCUGGUAGUAUGGUUUUCAUCGAUAAUAUUGCUAAUAAAUAUUUUAACUUUUCAUAUAUUAAAAGAACAUUUGUAAGACAAACUGGA